UCGGCCUUUUGCUUAGCCUCGCCAACAAGCAAUAUAUAAUGGUCGGUGAAAAACAUAGCCCCAGUGAGGAGGAGAGCGACUUUCCGUCGCACUUGGAGAACGACAUCGACCCAAACGAGAAGUUGGACAACCCGAUCUCCAUCAUGUUGGUGUGGGAGAAUCCAGACAAAGAGGAAGGCAACGAGAUGACAGAUAUUGCAUUGCCGGGUGUGCAAACGUUCCAGGAAAUGAACGAUUUUUUUGACCAGUUUGACGAGGUAGUUGCCAUUCCGAACGAGGGUAACAUCAAGUACGACGUGGGCAGCGACGGGUUGGUGGUCAUUGUGGUGCAGACCCCCGAAAUCAGAUUGCAAGUCACUGAGUUUAUCGACAAGUUCAAGUCUGAGCAUAAGGAAUCUGAAUAAAUUUGAGGAUAUUGAGGGAUAACCCGAUGGAGGGACUAACUCUCGUAGAUGGAACGUCAAGUUUGUCGCCACCAACUGGCUCGAGUUUUGUAAUCUGCCUACAUUUAUAGAUGGUGGAAUAUACCCUAGAAUAAAGCGCACUAUCUGUCAGAGGAGUCUAUUCUCGGAUGAUCGGGCAACAGCCAGAUUAAACCCAGAGAUUUUGAGGAUUGGCUGAUUAGAAAUGGUCUGUCAUAGGCCAGCCUCCAACAACACUAUCAGUGAAACCCCCACACUGGUUAUUUAUAUUGAUUAUUUAUACUGGUUAUUUAUACUGGUUAUUUACACAUUUCUUUAUAGAAUCGAUAAAGGUUUCAUGAAGUCGAG
Babjeviella inositovora NRRL Y-12698 is the source of this 770-nucleotide messenger RNA. RefSeq lists its product as uncharacterized. The coding region runs from base 39 to 404 and encodes 121 amino acids. Lineage: Eukaryota; Fungi; Ascomycota; Pichiomycetes; Serinales. The record is from RefSeq and is a predicted model, not a curated record. The transcript has a single exon.